Messenger RNA from Gossypium raimondii (Peruvian cotton), 2393 nucleotides. RefSeq names its product autophagy-related protein 13b. The coding region runs from base 243 to 2243 and encodes 666 amino acids. Gene Ontology annotation, cellular component: phagophore assembly site; extrinsic component of membrane; cytosol. The transcript is spliced from 5 exons. NCBI's taxonomy places the organism in Eukaryota, Viridiplantae, Streptophyta, Magnoliopsida, Malvales, Malvaceae. Gene Ontology annotation, biological process: mitophagy; protein localization to phagophore assembly site; autophagosome assembly. The record is from RefSeq and is a predicted model, not a curated record.
UGUUUUUCUUCUUUCCUUUCCCUAAAUAAAUAAAAACAAUUUUAAAGAAGCUUCUCUUUUCCUUUCCUUUUACUAAACAAGGAGAUAAGCCUGUUAAAGAGAGAAAAAGAUACAGGAAAAUAUGGUUCAAUAAACUCAGUCCAUUAACAAACAGUGAGAUUAUCUUCAGAGGCGUUUCAAGUUUAUAAGCGCAAUUCUCUUAAAAGGAUUUGAUUGUUCCUAUUUUAGCAAAUUUAAAAAUUAUGACAUCAACUCACACUAAUUCUCACACUGAAGCUGCCAAAAUGGAACAAGUUAUCACUGAAUUCUUCUAUAAGAGUCUUCUAAUAAUACUUGAAUCGAGGUCUUCUUAUGUAUCAUCACGUAAUUAUAGUGGUGAACAAACUGUGUCAUCUCCAUCUUCAUCCUCUUCAUCUUCAUCUAGUGUGAGACCAAGAGAUAAAUGGUUCAAUUUAGCUCUUAGGGAGUGCCCUUCAGCGCUAGAAAAUCUUGACCUUUGUCGACAGAGUAAUUUUGAACCAGUUGUUGUCGAUGUUGUAUUGGAGCAGAAACCACUUGAUUGGGGACCUGCAAGCUUUUCCCCCACAAGUGAUCUUGUUAGGAAUUUGUCAUCUAAAAAUAAGAAUUCAUAUUUCUGGAAUUGUGAUCAAGAUGAAUCAGGCAGCGAGAUGAAAUGUGAAAAAAUCAUAGAAAGAUGGUUCGUGCAGCAUGAAAGUAGAAAGGGUAGGGAUUGUAAUUCAGGGAAUAGAAGGUCAAGUUGUAAUAACUUGAGUGCAUUAUAUAAGAAAUUAAUACUGAUGUUGAGGUCCUUAUACGUGACUGUCAGGCUUUUACCUGCAUACAACAUUUUCCGUGAUCUGAAUUCAUCUGGUCUAAUUCGUUCCUUUAAGCUUGUUCCUAGGGUAUCUUCUUUUGUUGAACCCUUGGCUCGUAAAGAAGAGGUAGAUAUGCAGAGAUUUUGGUUUACCCCUGUGGACACUUCUUGCGGAAGGCUUUGCCUUUCAGUUUUGUACUAUUCAUCAAUCUCAGAUAUGAGCUCCGAAUCAUCAACCCCUAUGUCCCCUCAAUUUAUACCAGAUUAUGUUGGAAGCCCAUUGGCAGACCCCCUGAGGAGAUUUCCUUCUCUUCCUGUAUCACAUGGCUCUCCAUCAUCUUUACCAUUCUCAAGAAGACAUAGUUGGAGUUAUGACCAUUACAAGGCCUCACCACCUCUGGUUUCUUUCUCACCAUCACCAACGCAUUCAGAAUCAAAUGCUUUGGUUUCUAACCCAACCUCCCGUGGUUUGCCACCUAUGAGCUUACCUCCUCAUCCUCCUGAAACAUCACUAGCUCAUAAGAGGAAUACAAACUUUGAUGAGUAUUGUCCUUCCCCCAAUUUCUCUGCUUCCCCUUCCCCCUCUCCCUCGCCAUCACUCCCCAUCUACAUUCCUAGGACUCAUUUGUCAAAAGAUCUUUUACGCUCUGAAAGUGCUCCUGUUAACAUAGCGGCUCCCAAGCUUGCUAAUUCCCCUGCAUUGUCUGGCAAGCAGAAUUUGCCACCGUCACCUCCCCUUAAAAUAACAAGAGCUGGUACUUCUAGGGCUGAUAAUAUUAGGGUGCCUGCUGAAACUGAUGCUACUGUUGACAAGAUAUUUUCUUUCGGGAAAGAAGACUGCUGGAAAUACUCUGGAGUGAAAGCUUUUUCCAACAGCUCACCACGAAUUUCAUGUUCUAGAAGUUCCAGUAGGUCUUUACAAGAUGAUUUUGACUACUCUGAGUUUCCUUGUCCAUUUGAUGUGGAGGAUGGUGAAAUGAUGGACCCUGGUAGCAGACCUGAGUCUUACGUUAGAAGAGGAAAUCCAUCUGAUCCAAAUGAAGCAGGGUUGUUUAUGAGUAGAAAAUCCCAGGAUGCUGCUGUUGGUGCUCUUGUCCGAAUGCUGAAAAAGGCCCCUCCUCUUCGCCAAAACGUCUCCCUUAAUUUUUCAGAAGCCUCAAGGCCGGAAAUCUUGAGCAACAGCAUCCCAAAGCAAAGUCAGAUCUCGGAAGCUGUGACUGUUGAACAUGCUGCUGCUCCGAAUAUAGCAUCUUUUAGGCUUGUUGCAUCAAAGACAACCACCGAUGCAUUAGAGGAACUUCGGGGUUACAAAGUGAUGAAAAACUUGUUGCUUAGUGAAGGGGGUAAGGCUUACACAUCUAAUGUUGCCUCUGCAGCUGAACAUUCCAGUACCAGCAAAGAUAGAAGUAUACUACAAGUUUUUGGAUAAGAAUCAUGCUGCAAUAGAAGGGUUAUCUGUUGGCCUGGAAAACUUUGUAAAAAGCACCUUUUUCUCUAUUCUACACAAGUGUAUAUAACUUAUUGUUUUAUGGGGAACGCAUACAACCCCCCUCUCUCUAUAUAUCUAUAUAUUUAUGUA